Molecule: messenger RNA, 1798 nt
Organism: Malania oleifera
Lineage: Eukaryota; Viridiplantae; Streptophyta; Magnoliopsida; Santalales; Ximeniaceae
Product: protein DETOXIFICATION 12-like
Exons: 7
Coding region: 130-1626 (498 amino acids)
Biological process (GO): xenobiotic detoxification by transmembrane export across the plasma membrane
Cellular component (GO): membrane
Molecular function (GO): antiporter activity; xenobiotic transmembrane transporter activity
Source: RefSeq, a predicted model, not a curated record
AUUGUACCCAAAAUUCCACACAGGAGAGAGAGUGAAAGAGAGAGAGAGAGAGAGAAAUGGACAGAGGUCUCUGAAUUCUUCUACAUUAUCCAAUUUGCAGAGGCGGGCGGGGGUUCAGCGAGAUCAUUAAUGGAAGGUCUGUUAUCGAAUUCAAAGGUGGAGCGGAGAGGAAAGAAGAGGGAGGAAGAUGAAGAAGACGACGAUGGUGGAAUUUCUAGUGUGGGAAUCAGAAUAAUAGAGAGAUGGGGGGCGGUGAGUGGGGAGGUGAAGAGAUUGGGAUUGAUAGCGGCGCCGUUGGUGGCGGUGAGUAUGUCGCAGUACCUGACCCAAGUUUUUUCCAUGAUGAUGGUUGGGCAUCUCGGCGAGCUCGCCCUCUCCAGCACCGCCAUUGCCCUCUCCCUCGCCAACGUCUCCGGCUUCAGCCUUCUCUUGGGAAUGGCUAGUGGAUUGGAAACUCUAUGUGGGCAGGCCUAUGGAGCACAUCAGUAUCGAAAACUUGGGGUUCAAACCUCCACUGCUGUUUUCUCCCUCAUCUUAGUCUGUUUUCCUCUCUCUCUCAUAUGGAUUUACAUGGGAAAAUUGCUCAUUUUUGUCGGUCAAGAUCCUUUGAUUUCACUUGAAGCCGGAAAAUUCACAACAUGGCUUGUUCCUGCACUCUUUGCUUAUGCAGUUCUUCAACCACUUUUCCGAUACUUCCAAACGCAGAGUUUUGUCACUCCCAUGCUCAUAAGCUCAUGUCUCACUCUCGCUUUACAUGUGCCUCUCUGCUGGGUCUUAGUAUUUAAGUCUGGACUAGGGAAACUUGGAGCAGCCCUAGCAUUAAGCAUUUCAAAUUGGCUGAAUGUGAUAUUCCUCACCUUGUACAUGAGCUACUCCCCAGCCUGUGCAAAAACGCGUGUCAUGGUAUCUACAGAGAUUUUCCAUGGGAUUGGAGAGUUCUUUCGCUUUGCUAUUCCUUCUGCUGUAAUGAUAUGCCUUGAGUGGUGGUCAUUUGAGCUGAUCAUCUUGUUUUCUGGGCUUUUACCAAAUCCAGAGCUUGAAACCUCAGUACUAUCUGUAUGUCUAACAACCAUUACAACACUCUAUGCAAUACCAUAUGGGCUCAGUGCCGCUGUAAGCACUAGAGUUUCAAAUGAAUUAGGGGCGGGGAACCCUCAAGCAGCUCGCGUGGCUGUUUAUUCUGUGAUGUUUCUUGCAAUCAUAGAGACAAUUCUGGUUAGCUCAACCCUCUAUGCAAGCCGGCAUGUUUUUGGUUACACUUUCAGCAAUGUGAGGGAAGUUGUGGACUAUGUCACAGACAUUGCCCCGCUGCUUUGUCUGUCUGUUGUACUGGACAGCUUACAAGGUGUCCUCUCAGGUAUUGCUAGGGGAUGUGGGUGGCAGCAUAUAGGUGCUUAUGUCAAUCUUGGGGCGUUUUAUCUCUUCGGAAUUCCAUUUGCUGCCAUACUGGGUUUCUGGGCACAUUUAAGAGGAAAGGGCCUCUGGAUUGGAAUACAAGCUGGUGCUCUUCUGCAAACAAUUAUGCUCUGCACCAUAACAAGUUGUACAGAUUGGGAAACACAGGCAGCACUGGCAAGGGAGAGGAUAUUUGAAGGAAGAUCUUCAGCAUCCGAUAGAUUAGUGUGAAUGAGUUGAGGCUACAAUAUGCUUUUUUUCUAGCAUAUUCUAAAUAUCGUCUCACUAGGCAAUCCAACCCUUCUCAAAAGCUAUUACUAUCACUAGCAUCCCAAUUACGUAAUUCUCUAUCAUAUAUUUCCAAAUAAUUAUCAAUUAAGGGGUUAUUGGAGUGAUUGGUUUA